Colletotrichum acutatum is the source of this 4415-nucleotide messenger RNA. RefSeq names its product ABC transporter. Bases 1 to 4257 code for a protein of 1418 amino acids. The record is from RefSeq and is a predicted model, not a curated record. NCBI's taxonomy places the organism in Eukaryota, Fungi, Ascomycota, Sordariomycetes, Glomerellales, Glomerellaceae. Gene Ontology annotation, biological process: transmembrane transport. The transcript has 12 exons. Gene Ontology annotation, molecular function: ATP binding; ATP hydrolysis activity; ABC-type transporter activity. Gene Ontology annotation, cellular component: membrane.
AUGGCAACUAACACCAGUUGUCCUUUGGGCAGCGAUAAUCGAUUCGGCCCUCGCAUCGACUACAACUGUCGUCACUUUGAUUUUACUCUUCUUUUCGAAGAUGCCGUCUUUCAUAUCAUUCCUUCCGCAGCUCUCUUGAGCAUCUUGACUGUACUUCAUCUCAGUUUCGUCACAAUCAACACCAGUUCAUCAGCCCUCCGCACGCCAGCUUCACUGGCAGCGGGAAUUCUCAACUUCAUCGCCGUUGUAACCGCUACUUUUCACUCAUUCCUCGAAGAUCAACGUUCCACUCGCCCAUCCGACUUGCUCAUACUCUACUUCUCAGCCUCUGCCAUACUCUCACUUCCGCGCCUCAGAACGUUAUGGCUCAUCACCGGCACCGGAGCGUCCAGAGGUCUCUGGACUGCUAUCUUCAUUCUCACGAGCCUAGUCAUUCCGUUGGAGUCCAUCGGCAAGAAACGAUUAUUGCGAACAGAGUACCGAACUCUCACGAAAGAAGAAGAAACUGGCUUCUGGGGUCGCAGCUUCUUCACCUGGCUUAUGCCUUUCUUUCGUCUCGGCUACUCGCGGGUCAUUCACAUCCGGGAUAUGCCGGAAGUCGACAAAGACUUAGCUGGAGAUAGAGCAGGAGCAAGCCUCGAGGCCGCAUGGUCGAAGCGCAAGGGGCAGAAGUUUCAUGCUUUGAUUCGCUCCAGCUUUUACGCCUAUCGCGGAGCUCUCAUCGCCGGCUUUAUAACGCGUCUCUUCCUCUCUGCGUUCACGUUUUGCCAGCCGUUCCUCAUCACGGCAACAGUGAGAUACAUGCAAACGCCCCAGACACCAGAAUCUGAGAGAUAUGGACAAGCACUUGUCGGAGCAUAUGUACUUACAUACCUUGGUCUAGCGGUCUCUCGAGCUGCAUUUUCCCGCCACCAGUUCCGCUUCACAACGAUGCUUCGAGCAGGGCUGAUGUCUAUGAUAUUCAGGCAGACCAUCUCUCUCAAAGCAGAUGACUUGAAAGAUAGCGCUGCGGUCACUUUGAUGGGCACAGAUAUCGAACGCAUCGUCAUCACGUUCAACAACCUUCAUCAGAUUUGGGCAGCGGUCCUGGAAGUCGGCAUCGCAAUAUUCCUCCUGCAACGUCAAAUAGCCUCGGCAUCUGUAGUACCAGUCGUCAUUUCUAUCGUUUGCGCUUUUGGCGUCAUUCCCGUCUCUAAGACCAUCGGGAGGGCACAAACGGCCUGGAUUGAACGUUUACAGAAGAGGGUGGCUGUCACGGCCUCAAUGCUGGGAGAUAUGAAGGCUAUCAAAAUGCUGGGUCUCUCAAGCGUGUUGUCAACCACUAUCACAGAGCUGCGGCGUCUUGAACUAAGAACGUCUGAGAAGUUUCGCAAAUUAGUCCUCUCUCAGAUCCUCGUUUCAAACCUUCCUGUUGAAUUUGCGCCAUUCGCAACAUUUGUCAUCUACAGUAUAAUCGCAGUUAUCACCAAAGAUCAAACGCUGACGACAACGAAUGCCUUCACUGCUUUAUCUUUGAUCGGCCUCUUGACAGAACCACUCUUGCUAUUUUGCCAAUUCGUGCCUAACAUUGUACAAGGCGUGGCUUGCUUCAAGCGCAUCGAGAUGUUUUGUCUCAAAGAACAGGAGGGAUCACUGCAGAAACAACCGACAUCUCCAUCGCGCUCUUCGGUCACCACAUUGAACAGGACGAGUAUCGAACUUGCAGACCAUUCAGCCCACAAUCCACCGGAAGGCUCGACAAUCUUGUUCUGUAACGCAAAAAUAUCCUGGUCGCCUGAUUCCGACGCAGUCUUUAAAAACCUUUCCUUGACGAUUAAGGGAGGCAUCACCAUGGUCGUAGGCCCUGUUGGAUGCGGAAAAUCUUGCCUCAUAGAAAGUAUCCUUGGAGAGACAUCAUUCAGUGCUGGAACGAGAGAGUGCAUGACCCACGGUAUCGCCUACUGCGCGCAGACCCCGUGGAUGAUGAACGACACCGUGAGAAGGAACAUCACUGGUGGCUUAGAUCAUGAUCCGAAAUGGUUCGACCAAGUUUUGUGGCUGUGCUCCUUGACUGACGAUGUCAGGAAUAUGCCAGGAGGAGAGUUGUAUAAUAUUGGUAGUAACGGUGUCGGCUUGAGCGGAGGGCAACGACAGCGUGUGGCCCUUGCUCGCGCUGUCUACUCGAGACACCGAGUUGUAGUUCUCGAUGACGUCUUCAGCGGCCUCGAUUCCAAGAGUAUCAGCCAAAUUUCAAGCCGUCUCUUCAGCAAAGACGGUCACUUCCGCCGGAACGAGAUCUCUGUGAUUCUUGCGACUCAUACCCGUGUACUACUUCGACAUGCGGAUGAGCUGAUCGUCCUUGCCGAUGGUGAUGUCUUGAGCCAAGGUCCAUCUGAGCAGGUUCUUGCUAGCUCAUCUGACUUUAUCACGAUAUCAAGACUAGAAGACGACGACAAUCUUCGAAGUGGCGAAGAUUCGGAGCAAGCUGACGAGGCAGCAAGACCCACGCAAAUCCAAAGGACCUUGGAUGCUGAGGAAGACAGGCUGCGCCAGAACGGCUCCUGGUCAGUUUACAAGUACUACUUCGAGCGAGCUGGUUGGGCAGUAGUUAGCUCGUUCGUCUUCGCCACUUUCACCGAGGCAUUUUGCAGCGGGUUUACAAAUAUCUGGUUUCAAUGGUGGGUCGAAGCCAACGAGAAACGGCCAAAUGACAACCUCGGCAUGUAUCUUGGGGUUUAUGCUCUCUUAUUUGCGAUGGCAUGCGUUGGGCUUUCUGUGGAAUGCUGGCUGCUUUUCAUACGGAUCAUAAGUGCAACGGCUAUGAGUCUACAUGGUGAUCUCCUGCAUACGAGCUUGAGAGCACCUCUUAGCUUUUUCCAGUCCACUGACACAGGCUCAAUCACCAACAGAUUCAGCCAAGAUCUCAACCUGGUUGACGUGACUCUUCCGUCGAAUGCUAUCAAUUUCGCCUCGAAUGCUUGUGCUUGCAUCGUCAAACUUAUCAUACUAUGUGUUAUGGGCAAGUACUUGGCGACAUCUGUGCCUUUACUAGUGGGAGUGCUCUUCUUCGUUCAACGAUACUAUCUCCGUACCUCUCGCCAAGUCCGUCUUCUCGAUAUCGAAGCCAAGGCCCCAAUAUACGCCCACUUCCUCGAAACUCUCAAAGGCGUUGCUACUAUUCGUGCCUACCAAUGGCAAGGAAAAUUUGAGGAGCAGGCGACAAAGCUCCUAGAUAUUUCACAGAAGCCCCACUACAUGCUAGCCUGUAUCCAACAAUGGCUCGCCCUCGUUCUGGAUCUUAUUGUCGGGGCUCUGGCGCUCAUAAUUGUGAGCAUGGCAACGUCCAUCACCGACAAGUUUUCUCCCGGAGCAAUUGGUGUUUCCAUGGUCUUGGUUCUAGGAUUCAACAACUCUCUUGCAACAACGAUCAAGAACUGGACUGCUCUGGAGACUUCUAUCGGCGCUGUGGCCAGGAUAAGAGAGUUUGCCCAGACAACGCCUUCAGAGGAGCGAGAGCUGGGAAGCUCUGGUGUUCCUCCUGAAAGAUGGCCAAUGCAAGGUCGUAUCACCUUUGAGAAUGUCACUGCGAGAUACACAAAAGACGGAGACGCAACUCUCAAGAACUUGACACUUUCAAUCUCAUCCGGUCAGAAGAUUGCAGUCUGCGGGCCAUCAGGCAGCGGAAAGACAUCAUUCGUUCUCUCGCUGCUUCAGAUGAUUGAAGUUACCGACGGGAAGAUCUCCGUCGACGGCAUCGAUCUCGAAGGUCUGGAGAGAGCGGAAGUACGUUCACGAGUCAACGUCAUACCUCAGGAGCCGUUCUUCAUCCCGGGUAGCGUCAGGUUCAACUUGGAUCCACACUCCCGCGAAAGUAGCGAUACAAUCAAGGCGGCGCUCGAUAAAGUCGGCCUGUUAGGGAAGAUCGGUAUGGCAGGUGGCCUAGACAGCGAACUCCAUGCCGAUGGAUUAUCUGUAGGGGAAAGACAACUUCUAGCGUUGACGCGCGCCCUAAUCGAGAAGAGCCAAAUCUUGAUUUUGGAUGAAGCCACAAGCAGCGUCGACCAAGACACCGAAGAUAAGAUGCGGCGAAUUAUCGAGGAAGAGUUCUCGGAACAGACUGUAGUCUCUGUCAUACACCGUCUUGGAUUCAUAGAGAAGUACGACCGGGUACUCCUCUUGAAACAGGGAGAGGUCGCGGAGUGGGAUACCCCCAAUGCUUUGCUAGCGACUGAUUCCGAGUUCAAGAGGUUAUUGACAGCUACGCAAACUUUGCAUUGAGAAGCAGCGAAUAAAUAGGAAUAUCAUAGAGAAAAUAGGGAAUCUUAGAAGUGCGUCCACGGGGGGAACAUGUAUUGAACUCGGGACUCCACUUAUGUUUCCCCAAAUCAGCGAAUAACUUACGGUACUACCGAGACGGGCGGCAGGAAGGCAGCACC